AUGGUGGUGUCCAAUUGGAUGACGUUGAUGUCAGCCCACCUUGACACCGCCCUCGACAGAUCGACCAUCCAUCCCGAACUCCUCCGCUCAAGCUUCAAACAAGCUUACAAUUUAAUCACUAUGGCUGACUCCCUCAAUCCUCCCCUCUCUUACGAGGCAUCUGCCACUACUACUCAUCCACAUGAGGCAACAUGCUUGCCUACCGAGGUUGUCGCCUGCCUGAAGAACUCCCGCUUCCUUCAUCUGGCAACAUGUGACGAUAAACUCACUCCGCAUAUUUCUCUCAUGUCCUACACCUACCUCCCUUCAACCCCGUUCGACCCUUACCCAACCAUCAUCAUGACCACCAACCCCGCAUCCCGAAAGACCAACCAUCUUCUCUCCAACCCUCGUCUAUCCCUCCUGGUCCACGACUGGGUCUCCCACCGUCCGCCAACCCGCGCUCCCAACCCCCAUGGUGAGCGCGAUGGGUCUCCCCCUCCCGCCGCCACCCGCUCAUCAUUGGCAAGCUUGCUUCUCAAUCUGAACACCAGCGCCCUGUCCAGUAUCUCUACCACCAUCACUGGAGAAGCGCGCUUCCUAGAACCUGGCUCGGAGGAAGAGGCUUGGUGCAAGGAGCGUCAUCUGGAGAAUAACACCUUUGAGGAGGAGGAAAUAUCCCUUUUUGGUCAGCAGCAGCGAACGGAUCCGGCCGUGCGCCGUCCCAGUCUGGCCAUUGAUAAUGAUGUGCGGGUCGUUACGGUUCAGGUUCGCGAGGGCCGUAUUGCGGAUUGGAAGGGUGGUGUGCGGGAUUGGAUCCUGCUUCCCCCAGCGGACGAGCACGAGGGUCUUGUCAACGGUGUUUCCUCAUAG
Molecule: messenger RNA, 852 nt
Organism: Penicillium odoratum
Lineage: Eukaryota; Fungi; Ascomycota; Eurotiomycetes; Eurotiales; Aspergillaceae
Product: pyridoxamine 5'-phosphate oxidase family protein
Exons: 2
Coding region: 1-852 (283 amino acids)
Cellular component (GO): nucleus; cytoplasm
Source: RefSeq, a predicted model, not a curated record